Molecule: messenger RNA, 1278 nt
Organism: Cannabis sativa
Lineage: Eukaryota; Viridiplantae; Streptophyta; Magnoliopsida; Rosales; Cannabaceae
Product: ATP-dependent Clp protease proteolytic subunit-related protein 2, chloroplastic
Exons: 9
Coding region: 240-1094 (284 amino acids)
Biological process (GO): protein quality control for misfolded or incompletely synthesized proteins
Cellular component (GO): endopeptidase Clp complex
Molecular function (GO): ATP-dependent peptidase activity; serine-type endopeptidase activity; ATPase binding
Source: RefSeq, a predicted model, not a curated record
CAAAAAUUUUACUUGGCAUGUACCCGGAGAAAUACGAAAUGAUAUGCUUUUGAAUUAAUCUUUCUAUCAAAUCCCAAACCGUAGCAGAGGAGAGCAGACUAGCGCUAAACAUAGUGCCGCUUUCAUUCCAUUCUAUCUCUUUCCUUCAUUUCUGCUCCGACACUGACAGUCCUCUCUUCUCCGACCCCAUCUUCAAUCUCAAUUGGGGGAGACCCCCUACUCUCUCUCUCUCUCUCGAUAUGGCGGUCUCUUUCCAGACAACUAUUCAUCCCCAAGCUAGACUCGCUCACGCGCCUCCAAGUUGUGGAACAAAGCUUUAUUCGGGUUUAAAGCUUCAAUCUCCAGGCACUUUUGGAGCUGGAAAACCCAACUUGACAGCUGAGUUCUAUGGAAAAGUUCACAAGAGUCUUCAGCCUAGGAUCAGUAAUCAUAAACCAACAAGAGCACAAAUUGGAAUGAUGCCUAUUGGAACUCCAAGGGUGCCCUAUAGGACUCCCGGUGAAGGUACUUGGCAAUGGGUUGAUUUGUGGAAUGCCUUGUAUAGAGAACGUGUCAUCUUCAUUGGACAAAAUAUAGAUGAAGAGUUUAGCAACCAAAUUCUUGCCACAAUGCUUUACCUUGAUAGCGUUGAUAAUAAAAAGCUCUACAUGUACAUUAAUGGUCCUGGUGGAGACCUUACUCCAAGCCUGUCUAUUUAUGAUACCAUGCAAAGCUUAAAGAGCCCCGUUUGCACCCAUUGUGUGGGCUACGCUUACAAUCUAGCAGCAUUUCUUCUUGCAGCUGGAGAAAAGGGUAACCGAUAUGCAAUGCCUUUAGCAAGAAUUGCAUUACAAUCUCCUGCUGGAGCUGCCCGUGGUCAGGCUGACGACAUUCAGAAUGAAACAAAUGAACUUCUAAGAAUCAGAGAUUAUCUUUUUAAUGAAUUGGCUGAGAAAACAGGCCAGCCAGCUGACAAGAUUAGCAAAGAUUUAAGUCGAAUGAAGCGGUUUAAUGCUCAGGAGGCCCUUGAAUAUGGGCUAAUUGAUCGUAUUGUGAGGCCUCCUCGCAUUAAGGCUGACGCACCUCGCAAGGAUGCUGGGACAGGUCUCGGUUAGUUGUGUAUUAUUGUAUUUUUCGCUCAUAUUUUAGAUCCUUGCCGAUACCAACUGUAGGGCUUAAAUGUUUCAGAACUUCAUUUAAUGCUUCUGUAAUUGGCUUUGUUAUAAAUUUUUGCAUAGAGAUUUGUUAUUUUGAACGUUUAAACCACACUUAAAAGACUCAGAAAGCAUUAGCUCAAAA